CCGCUGCUGCUGCCUGCAAUCUCUGCGGCGCCUUUGAUCCAGGUCAGGACAGCCGCCCACCCAGCCCAACCCAACAACCGACAACUCGACAGCCGACACGCAAUGGGACGACUGGAGCUCAUCGACGAACUAAGAGGACACAGCGGCCAGGUGUGGCAGGUCAACUGGUCUCCGACGGCGCCGGUGAUCGCAUCCUGCGGGAGCGACAAGAGCGUCCGUAUCUGGAAGCGGGACGCAGCCGGCAAGUUCCAGUGCGCCACGUUCUUGGACGACGCACACUCGAGAACCAUCCGGUCGGUUGCCUUUUCUCCCGACGGAAAGCGCCUGGGAUCGGCUAGCUUUGACGGAACCACAGCUGUAUGGGAAAAGGAGGAAGGAGAUUUCGAGUGCGUUGCUACCCUGGAGGGCCACGAAAACGAGGUCAAGAGCGUCUCAUGGUCGGUUUCGGGUUCCCUGCUUGCGACUUGCAGCCGCGACAAGAGCGUCUGGAUCUGGGAAGUCCUCGAAGACAACGAGUUUGAGUGUCUCAGCGUGCUCUACGAACACUCGCAGGAUGUCAAAAUGGUCCAGUGGCAUCCCCACGAUGACAUUCUCGCCUCUGCUAGUUACGAUGAUACAGUCAAAGUAUGGCGAGAAGACAACGACGACUGGUACUGCUCCGAUACCCUCAGCGGCCAUACGUCCACAGUGUGGGGCAUCGAUUUUGAUCCAAGCGGGAAUCGUCUAGCCUCGGUGAGCGACGACAAAUCCAUGCGCGUUUGGAAAUGCGGCGAGCCUCAGGGAUCAGGCUGGCGAAAGGACCCCAAGUGGAGCUGCGUCGCUACCUUGGCCGAUCAUCACACCCGGACGAUUUACUCAGUGUCGUGGUCCAAGCUCAACAACAAGAUUGCCACGGCCUCAGGCGACAACUCUAUCAAGAUUGUGGAGGAGGGUUCCGACAACGAGUUCAAAACUGUCUUGGACCACCCAAAUGCCCAUGGCGACAGCGACAUCAACUGCGUUCGCUGGGGCGUGCUAGAGGAGGACCGUGAUCUGAUUGCGACGGCCGGCGACGACGGCGUCAUUCGUAUCUGGAGAUACAUUCCGCUUUGAAUGUACCAAGCCAAGCUGCUUGCUGGCCAGCGCCUGUCCAGAGCGAAACGGGGGACUCGAGAGAUAGUGCCGAUGGCGGCUGCUCUCUGGGUUUUGAAUACAUCUGUCCACAGCAUGCCACCACUGCGAAA
Molecule: messenger RNA, 1223 nt
Organism: Polychytrium aggregatum
Lineage: Eukaryota; Fungi; Chytridiomycota; Chytridiomycetes; Polychytriales
Product: WD40-repeat-containing domain protein
Exons: 7
Coding region: 103-1092 (329 amino acids)
Biological process (GO): iron-sulfur cluster assembly
Cellular component (GO): cytosolic [4Fe-4S] assembly targeting complex
Molecular function (GO): protein binding
Source: RefSeq, a predicted model, not a curated record